AUGAGUGUUCCACACAAUGGAGUUAAUUUGAGAGUGGUCUGGCGCCGUGGCUAUCCAAGUUCUACUAAGGAUCUCGGGAGAUUUUCCUUGGAGGUCGCACAAAAGGCUCUUUCUUUUUAUAAUGAUUACUUUGCUAUUCCAUAUUCCCUGCCUAAGCUUGACUUUCUUGCUGUUCCUGAUUUUGCUGGUGGAGCUAUGGAAAACUGGGGCCUUAUAACCUUCAGGUUGGUUAUUUGCUUUGCCAAAUAUUUCUUAUCUCUUCCGGUUUUCACGUUUUCAUUAAUGUAA
This is a messenger RNA of Protopolystoma xenopodis, 288 nucleotides long. The record is from the annotation of a GenBank genome assembly. Lineage: Eukaryota; Metazoa; Platyhelminthes; Monogenea; Polystomatidea; Polystomatidae.